AUGUCUCGAUCCCGACAGCCCCCUCUUGUGACAGGCAUCUCUCCAAAUGAAGGCAUCCCAUGGACGAAGGUCACGAUUAGAGGGGAAAACCUGGGGACUGGGCCAGCUGACCUCAUAGGUCUGACAAUUUGUGGGCAUAAUUGCCUCCUGACAGCAGAGUGGAUGUCUGCAAGUAAAAUAGUGUGUCGAGUGGGACAGGCCAAGAAUGACAAAGGAGAUAUUAUCGUCACGACCAAGUCGGGUGGCAAAGGAACCUCCACAGUGUCUUUCAAGCUGCUCAAACCUGAGAAAAUAGGCAUUUUGGAUCAGUCCGCUGUGUGGGUUGAUGAGAUGAAUUACUAUGACAUGCGCACCGACAGGAAUAAAGGGAUUCCUCCGUUGUCCCUGCGUCCUGCCAACCCACUCGGCAUCGAGGUUGAAAAAGGUAAAUUUCCCCAGAAGGACUUAGAAAUGCUGUUCCCUGGAAUGAGUGCUGACUUUACAAGUGAGAACUUUUCAGCUGCCUGGUACCUAAUCGAGAACCACUCCAACACCAGUUUUGAACAACUCAAAAUGGCGAUCACCCACCUGAAGAGACAGGCUAACAAGAAGAGCGAGGGCAGCCUGGCGUACGUGAAAGGGGGGCUCAGCACUUUCUUUGAGGCGCAGGACGCCCUCUCAGCUAUCCAUCAAAAACUAGAAGCGGAUGGAACGGAAAAAGUAGAAGGGUCCAUGACGCAGAAACUGGAGAAUGUUCUGAACAGAGCAAGUAACACUGCAGAUACGUUAUUUCAAGAAGUCUUAGGUCGAAAGGACAAGGCAGAUUCCACUAGAAAUGCACUCAAUGUGCUCCAGCGAUUCAAGUUUCUUUUCAACCUCCCUCUAAAUAUUGAAAGGAACAUCCAAAAGGGUGAUUAUGAUGUGGUUAUUAACGAUUAUGAAAAGGCCAAGUCACUUUUUGGGAAAACAGAGGUGCAAGUUUUCAAGAAAUAUUAUGCUGAAGUAGAAACACGGAUUGAAGCUUUAAGAGAAUUACUUCUAGAGAAGUUGCUUGAGACACCAUCGACUUUACAUGACCAGAAACGUUAUAUAAGGUACCUGUCCGACCUCCACGCGCCUGGCGACCCUGCGUGGCAGUGCAUUGGGGCCCAGCACCGGUGGAUCCUCCAGCUCAUGCACGGCUGCCGGGAGGGCUGCGCGCGGGACCUCAAAGGGCCCCCGGGCCUUCACGGUGCCCCGGUGGACCUCGACGCUGAGGUGCGUGCCCCCGCGCCCAGUCAUCUUGGGCAGACGGCGUCGCUGAAGAGGGGCAGCAGCUUCCAGCCUGGUCGAGAUGACGCGUGGAGAUGCAAAACUCCCCAUCGGGUGGCAUUUGUUGAAAAACUGACCAAGCUUGUUUUAAGUCAGCUGCCCAACUUCUGGAAACUUUGGAUUUCAUAUGUUAAUGGAAGCCUUUUCAGUGAGACCGCUGAGAAGUCAGGCCACAUUGAGAGAUCAAAGAAUGUAAGGCACAGACAAAAUGAUUUUAAGAAAAUGAUCCAGGAAGUCAUGCAGUGUCUCGUGAAGCUGGUCCGCGGGGCCCUGCUCCCACUCGGCGCGGCGGAGGGCGGAGGGCGGCAGCACGGAGGCUGGGAGGCGAAGGCCGAGCUCUCCGGACAGUGGCUGGCACACGUCAUCCAGACUCUCAGGCUGACGUAUGAAUCGCUGGCUGCCCUUGAGAUCCCUAAUGACCUGCUGCAGACCAUCCAGGACCUCAUCUUGGAUCUCCGAGUGCGCUGUGUGGUGGUCACGCUGCAGCACACAGCCGAAGACAUAAAGAGACUGGCAGAGAAGGAGGACUGGGUUGUCGACAGCGAAGGCCUGACGUCUCUACCCUGCCAGUUCGAGCGCUGUGUGCUGCUUUCCCUGCAGUCACUGCAUGGUGUCCUGGAGUCCAAGCCUGGAGAGCCCAGCGUCUUCCAGCACCCUAAAACCCAGGAGGAGGUUUGCCAACUGAGCAUCAAUAUCAUGCAGGUUUUUAUAUACUGUCUGGAACAGUUGAGCACCAAACCGGAUGCCGAUGUAGACACUGCACAUCUCUCUGUUGAUGUUUCUUCUCCUGAUCUGUUUGGAAGUAUCCAUGAAGACUUCAGUUUGACUUCUGAACAGCGACUUUUGAUAGUCCUGAGUAAUUGCUGCUACCUAGAACGUCACACCUUCCUAAACAUAGCAGACCAUUUUGAAAAACACAACUUCCAGGGAAUAGAAAAAAUAGCACAGGUGAGCAUGGCCUCACUCAAAGAUCUGGACCAGAGGCUGUUUGAAAGCUACAUUGAGCUGAAGGCAGACCCCAUCGUGGGCUCCUUGGAACCUGGCAUUUACGCUGGCUACUUCGACUGGAGGGACUGCCUGCCCCCAACAGGUGUCAGAAACUACUUGAAAGAAGCAUUGGUGAAUAUAAUCGCCGUGCAUGCAGAGGUGUUCACUAUCUCCAAGGACCUGGUGCCCCGGGUGCUGUCCAGGGUGGUGGAGGCGGUCUCUGAGGAGCUGAGUCGGCUCAUGCAGUGCGUCUCGUCCUUCAGCAAAAAUGGAGCUUUACAGGCCAGGCUUGAAAUCUGCACCCUGCGGGACACUGUGGCGGCCCACCUGACACCGGAGAGCAGAUCCAGUUUCAAGCAGGCCCUGGAAGCCCUGCCUCAGCUCUCAAGCGGAGCAGACAGAAAGCUGCUGGAGGAGCUGCUGAGCCGGGUCAAGAGUGGCAUGCACCUGCAGCUGGCCUGCUUCCAGGCUGCCCCCCCACCCGCUGUGAAGACGUAG
Molecule: messenger RNA, 2775 nt
Organism: Rangifer tarandus platyrhynchus (Svalbard reindeer)
Lineage: Eukaryota; Metazoa; Chordata; Mammalia; Artiodactyla; Cervidae
Source: the annotation of a GenBank genome assembly